Messenger RNA from Chenopodium quinoa (quinoa), 1940 nucleotides. Its product is annotated as probable WRKY transcription factor 40. NCBI's taxonomy places the organism in Eukaryota, Viridiplantae, Streptophyta, Magnoliopsida, Caryophyllales, Amaranthaceae. The record is from RefSeq and is a predicted model, not a curated record. The transcript has 4 exons. Gene Ontology annotation, molecular function: DNA-binding transcription factor activity; sequence-specific DNA binding. Gene Ontology annotation, biological process: regulation of DNA-templated transcription. Bases 546 to 1721 code for a protein of 391 amino acids.
AACUUUUAGAGAUGUUCAUUUUAAACAAGACAAAAUCGAAUUUUCGGUGAAUUAAAAAAUCGGAUAUCUAAAGUAAUAGGCCAUGUCCCAUUGGAGCCGACCCUUGACUGUUUGACCAAUUGACCCUUCCACAUAGGAUAAGAGACAAAAUAAAAAAAAAAAAUAAAAAAAAAGAGCGGUGUUGCACGCGAGAAAUCCACGCAAUCUCCUAAGUAGUAUAAUAAUAAUUAAAAAAAAAUGCCAGCUUAAAACUUAUAAGCAGUGACAUCUACCUUUUGUUUUUGUUGCUUCUUCCAAGCUUCCUCCCGGCCGCAAGUGUGUCAAUUUGCCUGCCUCCCUCCCUUAUCUUUUGGUUGGUUUCUAUAAAUACUCUUUAUUCUUCUGGUUCUUUUCAUUUGACUAACUCUCUUCUUUCUGGCACCUAAAUAUUCAAGAAAACUUUAUUAAUUGCAUCUAGACCUCUUCUUUCUGUCUUUGUUUCUUACGCGAGUACUAGUUUUAUUAAUUUCAAGCUCGGUUGAUUGUUUUGGUUUAUCAAAUUCGUUAUGGAGUACUCAUCAUCAAAAUGGUUCAGCGCUCCUUCUUUUGAUCUCACUAAUACUAAUAAUACCCUUCGCCUUUUCGACGAUGCCCCCGUAAGAGAUCUUCCCAACAUCGUCAAGCCUGCCUCGUCUCCUCCUCCUCCUAUCACUGCCACUACCUCCAAUCAAUUUACUACCAAUCUUUGGCCCAAACAAGAGCAGACAGGAGAAUUAGUAGAGGAAUUGAAUAGGGUGAAUGCAGAGAACAAGAGGCUAACAGAAAUGCUUACAGUCGUGUGUGAAAACUACAAUGAUUUGAAGAGGCAGUUGGUUGAUUACAUGAGCAAGACUUCCAAUUCAAGUAACGAUAUCAACAACAACAACAACAACAACAAUAAUAAUAAUAAUAAUAAUAAUAAUAAUAAUAAUAAUAAUAAUAAUGUGAACAAGAAGAGGAAACUCGACAACACCAAUAUUGUUAGAAACACUAACAACAAUAACAAUAUCGUCGAGAGCAGCUCUAGCGACGAAGAAGAUUCCUACGAAAAGCCCAAAGAAGAAACAAUUAAGGCUAAGAUCACAAGGGUCGCUGUUCGAACCGAAGCUUCUGAUUCAACCCUGAUCCUCAAGGAUGGCUACCAAUGGAGGAAAUAUGGACAAAAAGUGACUAGAGAUAACCCUUGCCCUAGAGCUUACUUCAAGUGCUCAUUCGCUCCUACUUGUCCCGUUAAGAAGAAGGUUCAAAGAAGUCUUGAAGACCAGUCAAUGCUAGUGGCAACCUACGAAGGAGAACACAACCAUCCAGCCCCAGCACAACAAGAGGGUGCUGCACCAUCGGCCUCCAGCCGGUCCAUCGCCCUUGGCUCGGUCCCAUGCAAUGCCUCGUCAGGUCCCACCGUCACUCUUGACCUAGCCAAGUCCAAGUCCAACGCUAACGAAACCACAGCUGCCACCACCAACAGCAGCAGCAACAACAACAGCAACAGCAACAACAACAACAACAGCAACAACAACAGCAACAACAAGGUGUUGAAUAGCACACCGUUGUCCAAUAACCAGUUGCCCAAGUUUAGUUCAGCAGAAUUCCAAAAACUAUUGGCUGAGCAAAUGGCCUCUUCCUUGACUAAAGAUCCAAACUUCACAGCAGCCCUUGCAGCUGCUAUUACCGGCCGAUUCGUCCAGCAAACUUCAAGUGAUUAAUUAUACAUUUAUUUGGAAGAAAAAUUCGAUUAUUAGGAAUGAAUUUGCACGUACAAUUUCAAGUUUGUCAGAAAUGCCUUAAUUUGAAGGCCGGUGUAGGAAAUUUGUUUAGGCAAUUGUACAGAUUGAUCACACUUAUUAUUAUUCCAGUGUUGAAUUUCAGAGAUAUUGAUCCAAUAUUAAUAUUAGUCAUCAUAAAUAUAUUUUUUUUGAAUCGUA